AUGGAUUCGGACGCGGCCCUGGCCGCGCUACUGCAGCUUGAAGAGCAGCAGCAGGCGGCCAUCGUGGCUGCGAUCGAGCGCGACCUGCACAAGUGCCGCUCGUGCGAAGACCCGGGCGCCCAAGCGGCGGCGCUCGAGGCGAUGCCCCUGGCGCGCCUGCGCGAGGAGGCGCGCGCCGCGGUGGCCCUCAACCGGGGGCUGGGGGCGAGCAUGGAGCUGGGGGAGACAGAAAUUCUGGUGCAGAACAUGGCGCAGUGGUUCAAGGGGUCGUUCUUCUCCUGGAUGGGGACCUCCGCGCCCUGCGAGGCGUGCGGCGGCACCGCCGAGUCGCAGUCGAUGCUGGAGCCGCUGCCUGAGGAGGCGGCCGCCGGCGCGGGGCGCGUGGAGGCGUUUGUGUGCGCGGCGUGCGGCGCGGUGCUGCGGUUCCCGCGUUACACAGACCCCAGGAAGCUGCUGGUCACCCGCAAGGGCAGGUGCGGCGAGUGGGCGCACACGUUCCUGCUGCUGCUGCGCGCAGCGGGGCUGGACGCGCGCCACGUGCACGACCACGCAGACCACGUGUGGGUCGAGUUCUACUCCCAUCACCUGGGCCGCUGGGUGCACGUGGACCCCUGUGAGACCGCCUUUGACACGCCGCUGCUGUACGAGCAGGGGUGGGGCAAGAAGUACGGCCUCGUCAUCUCAUCGGGCGUGCAUGGCAUCGCCGACACCACGAGGCGGUACAGCAAGGACCACUCGGUGGCGCUGCAGCGGCGGCGGGAGGACGAGUCCCUCAGCGCCAUCACUGACGAGUUCAUCGCCCGGCUGGUCGCCAGCGUCAACCAGCGGCUGCGCGCCGACAUGCAGACUCAGCAGAGGAAUGAUCUGAUUGUGAGAGACCUGGCAGAGGCGAUGCAGCUCAUGAUGCCGGAGCUGUCGAUUCGAAAACGGCGGAAGGACAAGGCGGCGGCGCCGGCGGGGGCUGCGGACGGGCAGCAGGCGGGGGAGACCAGGGCGGCCCCGGUGCUCCCGGGGCGCCUGUCAGGGCCGGCCGCGUGGCGCACAGCGCGCGGCGAGGCGGGCGCCGCGGGGGCCGGCGGCGGCGCCCCGAACGGGCCGCGGGCGGCGCCGCCGGCGGGGACGCCGUACGAGCUGGUCAAGCCGGGGGCGGCUGUGCUGGCGCCCCUGUACGCGGCGGCGGGCCAGCUGUUUGGCUCGGAGGGGGCCGCGUGCCGCGCCUCUGGCCAGAAUGGGCGCGGCGAGGGCGCGGCGCUGCUGUUUGACGGCUCCCCCGCCACCAAGUGGCUCGACUUUGGCGGCGGCGGGGCCGGCGGGCAGGCGUGGGUGGAGUUGCGGCUGCCGGCGGCGGCGGGGGCGGCGGUGGUGGCUCACUACUCUCUAGUGUCAGCUGGGGACUGCCCUGAGAGGGACCCCUCACAUAUCUUGUUGGAGUGCGUCCCGGCCCGCGCUUUGGACGAGGGCGGCGCGGCCGGCGAGGGCGCGAGCGGCAGUGGGAGCCAGGGCGGCAGCGGGUCGGCGCCAGCGGCGGCGGCGGCGGCGGCGCCAGCAGCGGCGGAGGAGGGUUGGGUGGCGCUGGACGAGCGGCGGGGCGUGAAGUUCGCGGCGAGGGGGCAGCUGCUCUCGUUCUCUGUGUCGGCGCCCUGCCGCGUUCCCAGCCGCCGCUGGCGGCUGCGGGUGCUGGCGGCGCGCGACCCGGCGACGGCGAACUCUGUGCAGCUGGCGGGCUGGGAGGCGUACACGGCGGGCGGCGCGGCGGUGGCUGCGGCCCCGCCGGUUGGGGACGCUGAUGCCUGUGGCAGCAGUGAGGACGCCGCCGGCGGCGGCGGCGGCGGCGAGGGCUACUUGACAGCCGACGCGCGGCGCGCGCUGCGUUCGAUGGCGGCGGCAGCGCAGCCGGCCUCGGCGAGCGCCGCCCCGUCCGACGGCGCGGCGGGGGCUGCAGGCAGCGGGCCUGCGGCGGACGCGGCAGGCACGGGCGCGGGCGCGGGCGGCGCAGGAGACGCCGCGGCGCUGCGCCUGCUGCGGCGCGUCGCCGCAAACCUUGGGGCUGAGCCGGCUGAUGAGAAGUUCUUCCAGCUGCGGGGCGACAAGGUCGCCGCCCUGCUGGAGCGCCCCGCCUGCCUGGCCGCGCUCCUGGCAAUGGGCUUCCGCCCCGUCCUCCUGCCGCCCAGGCCCGGCGGCACGCGACAGCUGCCUCGUUCAGAGGCUGGGGUCCACCCGUCCGAGGUUGGCCUGAUCUCAGAUCACACAGCAGCGGAGGACAGCGGCAGCGACGGGCGCGAUGCGGCGCAGCGGGCGGCGGCGGAGGUGCUGGCGCUGCUGGGGGCAACUUGUGCAUGA
Monoraphidium neglectum is the source of this 2340-nucleotide messenger RNA. RefSeq names its product peptide-N4-(N-acetyl-beta-glucosaminyl) asparagine amidase. The transcript is spliced from 10 exons. Gene Ontology annotation, biological process: protein quality control for misfolded or incompletely synthesized proteins; glycoprotein catabolic process; protein deglycosylation. The coding region runs from base 1 to 2340 and encodes 779 amino acids. NCBI's taxonomy places the organism in Eukaryota, Viridiplantae, Chlorophyta, Chlorophyceae, Sphaeropleales, Selenastraceae. Gene Ontology annotation, cellular component: nucleus; cytosol. Gene Ontology annotation, molecular function: peptide-N4-(N-acetyl-beta-glucosaminyl)asparagine amidase activity. The record is from RefSeq and is a predicted model, not a curated record.